GGUGCCGGGUUUGGCAACGCUGCGCAGCCAUGGGGGAAAGCGCGGCGGCGGCGCGGCUCCAGGAGGCUUGCCACGAAGGUUAUGUGUUUCCUCUGAUUUGUGCCAACGCCCACGCAUGGUGCCAAAUCUUCAAUGUAUCUGCGCUGCAAGUACCUUUCUUUCCUUAUUCUAGUGGAUACCUCAAUGAUACAAAGCUGAAUGUUUCUGCACCCACAAGAAGCAAAUACAGCUUAUUUUUAGGCGCAGCCUUGGCCAUAAGCUCCAGUAUCUUUAUUGGUUCCAGUUUUAUACUGAAAAAGAAGGGCCUUUUGCGAUUAGCUGAAAAAGGAACCCUUAGAGCUGGACAGGGUGGAUAUUUGUACCUGAAGGAAUGGUUAUGGUGGGCAGGGCUUCUGUCAAUGGGAAUAGGAGAGGCAGCAAACUUUGCUGCUUAUACCUUUGCACCUGCAACUUUGGUAACGCCACUGGGUGCGCUGAGCGUUCUUGUAAGCGCAUUGUUAUCUUCCUGGUUUUUGGAUGAAAAGCUCAAUAUUCAUGGGAAAAUGGGCUGCGUCUUAUGCAUUUUGGGGGCCAUUGUAAUAUUAAUUCAUGUUCCUAAUGAGGAAGAAGUCACAUCGUUGGAGGAGAUGGAACUAAAACUGAAAGAUCCAGCGUUCCUGACAUUUGCCAUUAUUAUAAUGGUGAUCUCACUGGUGCUCGUUUGUUUUGUUGCUCCCAAGUUCGGUCAAACGAAUAUACUGGCCUACAUCUCCAUUUGUUCGCUGGUUGGUUCGUUCUCCGUCUCCUCCGUCAAGGGCCUGGGUAUUGCCAUUAAAGACUUCUGGUCUCACAAACCUGUCUUCCAACAUCCACUUGUAUAUGUUUUGGGGGCGGUAUUGGUCCUGUCUGUCGGUACACAGAUUAACUACCUCAACAAAUCGCUGGAUACAUUUAAUACAUCUCUGGUGACACCCAUUUAUUAUGUCUUCUUCACAACCACUGUGGUGAUCUGCUCCGUCAUCCUUUUCAAGGAAUGGAGUAGCAUGGCGCUUGGUGAUAUCACUGGGACCUUAAGUGGAUUUGUCACUAUAAUUAUAGGCAUUUUCUUUCUUCAUGCUUUUAAAAACAUCAGUGUCACCUGGAACCAGUUGACUUCUGCUGCUAAAAAAGAUCCAGUGUUGCCUCUCAGUGGUUACCAUGUUCAUCAUGCUUUAUUGGAGAACACUGAGACAGGUGACGAGGACAAUGCCCUGGCUAGCUGAGAAAACGAGUGAGAGGAUGUCCACCAUUAAUGCACCCCUAGCUCCUGAACAGCAACUGGAGAAAAUAAAGCCUGGGAAAAUUAACGUCAUUCCUUUUCCUCCACUGACCCUACAAAUGGCAGCACUUGUGUGUAUGGAGCAACAGAGAACUAAGGUUUUGGGAAUAACGGGGGUUCUUGCUGAGGUAACAGAAAAGGAAGUGUAGUGACGGUUUUCCAUAUUCUCCCACCAAAACUUUGGCAGCAUGUGGACUUUCCUGUUAAAGAGUGGUGCUGCUAAAGAGUUUCUUUAGCCAAAUUGUAUAUAAAGCAUCUUGUCAUGUAGCACUCUAUGGUUUUGCUGUUUGAAAUGAGUGCUUUUACAGCUAUCUCGGAGGGUAUAUGUGGAGCGGGGGUGAGGAUUAUGACCUUCCCAAAACCUUAGUUAUUGAAUUUUGUGAAGAUUUUCACCUAGAAGGUAUCUUGAAUGGAAAAAAACUUCUGGCUUUAAAUUAUAGCAGAGCAUUGUACAGUCUCCUGAAGAGGAUCUUUCAUAUAUCAGGUAGCACUGAAUUUUGUAUAUGUAUUCUAAUUCUUAUUACAUGUAUAUUUUUUACUGGAUUUUGUACAACAAAGUUUGUUUUCUCAGA
Molecule: messenger RNA, 1869 nt
Organism: Eublepharis macularius
Lineage: Eukaryota; Metazoa; Chordata; Lepidosauria; Squamata; Eublepharidae
Gene: NIPAL1
Product: NIPA like domain containing 1
Exons: 6
Coding region: 30-1241 (403 amino acids)
Biological process (GO): magnesium ion transport
Cellular component (GO): membrane
Molecular function (GO): magnesium ion transmembrane transporter activity
Source: RefSeq, a predicted model, not a curated record